This is a messenger RNA of Cyprinodon tularosa, 1038 nucleotides long. Its product is annotated as tetraspanin-8-like. The record is from RefSeq and is a predicted model, not a curated record. NCBI's taxonomy places the organism in Eukaryota, Metazoa, Chordata, Actinopteri, Cyprinodontiformes, Cyprinodontidae. The transcript is spliced from 9 exons. Gene Ontology annotation, cellular component: membrane. The coding region runs from base 56 to 757 and encodes 233 amino acids.
UAUCUAUAGUACAGAUCUCUCCGUCUCUACUCUGUUGUCAACGGAAAAAGAAAAUAUGGGGAAAAUUAACAGUUGUCUAAAGGCUAUUUUCGUCUCCUUUAAUAUCUUGUUUGCGUUGUGUGGGGCUUUACUGAUCUACGGUUUAGUAGCAACUAAUAUGGAUGUUGAGAUGAGAGCAAUGGAAACACCGGGGACACUCUUGGUUUGGGUGUUUGCCAUUGCCAUGCUGGGGAUCUCGUUGCUGGGCAGCAUUGCUGCACAUACUGAGAAAAAAGCCUGCCUAAAAGUUUUUGCAGGUUUCAUGGCAAUUGGAAUGAUCAUCAUGCUAAUCUUUGGAAUUACUACCGCUUCUUCCACAAAACAGUUGAAAGAAAACUUGAAAAGUGAUGAAGUUGCAAAGAUUUUCAUGGAGGAUCGUCAAACGCUUAAGGAAAUGGAAAAAAGUAUGCAGUGCUGUGGAUGGACUGGUUUCAAGGAAUAUUCAGAUAUCCCUUACUCUUGUAGCUGCAUAUCAUCAUCAAACACAGAAUGUACCUCCAACCCCCAGCGAUAUAGAGGACCAUCAAACAUCUAUUCUCAGUCUUGCCGUGACGUCAUCAUAUAUUACGCUGAUAUUGGCAUCAAGAUGUUAUUAGGUGUCUAUUUUGGAUUCAGUGUUGUUGCGAUGUUUGGAUUGAUCAUCUCCCUCAACAUGGUUGGGCAGAUUAAUCGUCAUGACCGCUUUGGAGACACAACUAUUGCAAUGCGGGCUUUUUAACUUUAAUACCUCGAGAUUCCAAUCUGCAAACCAGAUUGGACUUACCUGGUUCAGUGGCUGAGCAGAUCAAAUACUUUGUAUAGAUAUGACUUGUUCACUCCAGACCCCGCCUCUCUGCUUUGGAAAGGAUUAAUGUGUAAUAAUGUGAUGUUAUUUCAGUUUAAAAGAUAUGUUUCUUUUCUUUGGUUUUUCAUUUUUACUAAGAUAAAGAGUUUGACAGACUGAACAGUCUAAUUGUAAGGGAAACUAUUGUGUUUAAUAAAAUUCAGCAUUCUGUAUUA